Botrytis porri is the source of this 897-nucleotide messenger RNA. RefSeq lists its product as uncharacterized. NCBI's taxonomy places the organism in Eukaryota, Fungi, Ascomycota, Leotiomycetes, Helotiales, Sclerotiniaceae. Bases 1 to 897 code for a protein of 298 amino acids. Gene Ontology annotation, cellular component: mitochondrial large ribosomal subunit. The transcript has 2 exons. Gene Ontology annotation, biological process: translation. Gene Ontology annotation, molecular function: structural constituent of ribosome. The record is from RefSeq and is a predicted model, not a curated record.
AUGCCUCCACGAUUACCAGCGCUCACUUCUUAUUGUCGCUCGGCGCCAACUUUGGCCACACCUUUGGCUGCACUCCUUGCGCCAUUGAUGCAAACCCGGAACGCUUCGAUUCUUUCAUCUUUGUCCGACAACUCUGGGGCAUAUAAUAAACGUAUACGAAGAGGUCGAGGUCCAUCUUCGGGAAAGGGAAAGACAUCAGGACGUGGUCAUAAGGGUCAGAAGCAGCAUGGAAAAGUCCCAGCACGAUUCCAAGGUGGUCAAACGCCACAGGAUGUUGUCCACGGUGUGAGAGGAUUUGAGAAUCAUUUCUCCGUUGAUAUGUCCCCAAUAAAUCUUAAUCGCAUACAAGAAUGGAUCGACCAAGGUCGACUUGAUCCCACACGACCCAUUACUUUGAAGGAAUUGGCUGAUUCUCGAUGUUUACACGGAGUAAAGGAUGGAGUGAAGCUAUUAGCGAGAGGAAAGGAGGAGUUGAAAACGCCGAUUAAUAUUCUGGUAUCUCGCGCUUCGGCGACGGCAAUCGAGGCAGUGGAAGCGCUUGGAGGAACGGUCACAACUAGAUUCUAUACAAAACCAGCGAUUAAGAGACUCUUAGCGGGGGAAUCUGUCUCUAGUCCUGUCCCACUUUCAGCAAUCGACGCCCAGUUGGUUAGCGACUCUCCAAUCCUUACAGCUGCCGCUGCCGCGUCACCAUUCUCGUACCGCCUGCCAGAUCCCACAAGUCGUAAGGACAUCGAAUACUAUAGAGAUCCGGCGCACAGGGGAUACUUAAGUCAUACUGUGGAGGAGGGUCAAGGACCAAGUUUGUUCUUUAGGGCUCCACGAACUGGAAAUUUCCAAAAGAAAUCGAAGAAGACAGGUACAGGUGCUGCAGCGAGUGCCAACAGAAUAUGGUAA